AUGAAAUUCAGCAAAGAUUUCAAGAGGCAAAUGGUGCCUGAGUGGAUAGAAGCCUAUGUGGAUUACGAUGGCCUGAAGCAUAUUCUACGAGAGAUUUUGCAUUACAAGCUGAGUAAGCGGCAGGAAACCCCCAUGAGAUCCUUGGAGAAGAAGUUGUCCCUGCAUCGAACUCUCAGCGGUCUACAUCGACAUCCGAACGAUCCUCGGAGCAACGGAGACUUGGAGAACCAAGUAACCGGCAAAGGAAGAGCGAUAGAGGUUGAAUUCUUUAGGAGACUUGACGAAGAACUCAACAAGGUCAAUGCAUUUUACAAGGAACAGAUAGAUGCAGUGAUGGAUGAAUCGGCUUUGCUGAAUAAACAACUUGACGCCUUGAUUGCCUUGCGGAUCAAGGUAAAAAGGUCUUGCGGUAACGGUGCAAGUUCGCACGGACAGCGGCCUAGAAUGCCGUUUCGAGAGACCGAGCAGGGUAUGGAUGCAAUAUCUGAAGUGGAAAUGAAUACACAAAGUCCGCUAGAAGUAUCUUCCAACUCUCUUAGUGGAAGUCAAACCAUGAAUGUGAUUCUCGAUGAGAUAAAUCAAGAUGAUGAAUCCGCUGCUGCCUCGGAAAUCAAUACGUUCGAGCAGAGUAGUAAUGGUUGCCAGGAUGCAGGCAAAAACUCUGCUAGGCAACAAGAUGAUCCCCUAGAAAUUCUUGAGAAAGUGAAGAUUAAUAAUACCUUUGAAUCUCCUCUAGAAACCAUAAAAGGUCUUUUCAAGGAUUCCAAAGAUGAUGAGUUGUGUUUCAAGAAGGAUGAACUGAAGAAAGCCGAAGGAAAGCUGAGAGUCGUGUUCAUCGAGUUCUACCAGAAACUAUUGCAUCUAAAGCAAUACAGUUUCAUGAAUCUCUCAGCAUUAUCCAAGAUCAUAAAAUCAUACCAAAAGAUUACAUCAAGAAGGGAAGCAAGAUUGUACAUGAAAAAAAUUGACAAAUCUUAUAUAGGCAGCUGCGAUGAGGCGAAUAAUCUAUUGGAGAAGGUUGAAGCUACCUUCAUCAAGCAUUUUUCGAAUUCGGAUAUACAAGAAGGCAUGAAAUCACUGAGACCAGUAACUAAGAAAGAGAAGCACAGUGUAACAUUCUGGUGUGGUUGUUUUUCCGGUUUUUCAAUCGCAUUGCUCAUUGCUGUGAUUUUGAGAAUCGAAUCAAAGAAGCUAAUGGAGAAGGAGCAGGGUGCCUCCUACAUGGUUAACAUUUUCCCACUUUACAGUUUUUUUGGAUACAUUGUCCUGCAGAUGCUCACAUAUGCUGCAGACAUAUACUUUUGGAAACGUUGUCGAAUCAACUAUCCGUUUAUCUUCGGUUUCAAGUCGGGAACCCAGUUAAGCUAUCGAGAAGUGAUCCUCCUCGGUACAGGUCUUGCUGUACUUGCAUUAAGUUGUUUCCUGGGAAACCUGUACUUAGAUUUGGGCUCGAAAACUCAGAAUUUGAAGACAUUAACUGGACUUUUCCCUCUGGGCUUAGUUGCAAUAGUUCUGAUCAUACUGUUUUGUCCUUUCAACAUAGCAUAUCGCUCGACUCGUUUCUUCUUUAUUAAAUCCUUGUUUCGCUGCCUUUGCGCACCACUUUACAGGGUUACACUUCCUGAUUUCUUCUUGGCAGAUCAUCUUACCAGCCAGAUCCAAGCUAUAAGGAGUCUUGACCUUUAUAUUUGCUACUACGGGUUAGGAGAACGGUCCCAACGGCAAAGCAAAUGCCAUGGCCACGGUGUGUACAAUGCUCUUUAUAUCGUCAUAGCAGUGAUACCAUACUGGCUCCGUUUCUGGCAGUGCAUCCGUCGAUGGUUUGAGGAAAAAGAAGCAAUGCAUGCAUACAAUAGUAUAAACUACAUCUUGACAAUUGUUGCAGUCAUCAUUAGAGGUAUUUUUGAACUAAAGAAGGGAAUGGCUUGGAUAGUGUUGUCCCUGGUAAGCUCAGCUGUUGUAGUAGUAAUCAGUACAUAUUGGGACAUCGUCCACGACUGGGGACUUUUACGGAGGCAUUCAAAGAAUCCUUACCUGAGAGAUAAACUUCUGGUUCCGUACAAAAGUGUCUACUUUGCAGCAAUGGCCCUGGAUAUCGUGUUGAGAGUCAGUUGGAUGCAAUUGGUAUUGGAAUUCAACCUGCAUUCACUUCAUAGGAUGGCAGUAACAACUGUUGUUUCGUGUCUGGAAAUCGUUCGGCGCGGUAUGUGGAGCUUCUUCAGGAUAGAGAAUGAACACUUGAACAACGUUGGCAUGUAUCGAGCAUUCAAAUCGGUUCCGCUUCCUUUCAACUAUAAUGAUGGGGAGGAGGAAGAGGGAUCAAGAAAGGAUGAUUAA
Hibiscus syriacus is the source of this 2337-nucleotide messenger RNA. Its product is annotated as phosphate transporter PHO1 homolog 10. Gene Ontology annotation, biological process: cellular response to phosphate starvation; phosphate ion transport. Lineage: Eukaryota; Viridiplantae; Streptophyta; Magnoliopsida; Malvales; Malvaceae. The record is from RefSeq and is a predicted model, not a curated record. Gene Ontology annotation, cellular component: plasma membrane; Golgi apparatus; trans-Golgi network. Gene Ontology annotation, molecular function: inositol hexakisphosphate binding. The transcript has 14 exons. The coding region runs from base 1 to 2337 and encodes 778 amino acids.